Molecule: messenger RNA, 2188 nt
Organism: Pyrus x bretschneideri (Chinese white pear)
Lineage: Eukaryota; Viridiplantae; Streptophyta; Magnoliopsida; Rosales; Rosaceae
Product: pentatricopeptide repeat-containing protein At4g14850
Exons: 2
Coding region: 92-2146 (684 amino acids)
Biological process (GO): RNA modification
Molecular function (GO): RNA binding; zinc ion binding; protein binding
Source: RefSeq, a predicted model, not a curated record
CACAAACAAACCCGUGAAGAAAUUUCACUACAGCUCCGAUGCACUACUAACUUCCCUCCCUACCCCUCAAUCAUGACCCUAAUUACUAACAAUGCCAUUCCUCGCUCCCAACACGCUCGCCUCCCUGGUCGAAUCCGCCGUGUCGACGCAUUCCCCUCUGCUGGGCCGGGCGGCGCAUGCCCACAUGAUCAGAACCCUCGGAGCGUCUCUCCCCUCCUUCCUCUCCAACCACCUCGUCAACAUGUACUCCAAACUCGACCUCCCUGACUCAGCCCAACUCAUCCUCCGACUCAGCCCAUCUCGCUCAGUCGUCACCUGGACCUCCCUUAUCGCCGGUGCUGUCCAAAAUGGCCAUUUCGCCUCCGCUAUCCUCCACUUCUCUAACAUGCGCCGCGAGUCCAUCCAGCCCAACGAUUUCACCUUCCCUUGCGCCUUCAAGGCCUCGGGUUUGCUGCGGUUGCCUGUCACCGGAAAACAGCUCCAUGCGCUAGCUGUCAAGGCCGGGCAGAUAUGCGAUGUCUUUGUUGGGUGCAGCGCUUUUGAUAUGUACUGCAAGACGGGUCUCCGAGACGAGGCUCGGAAUGUGUUUGAUGAAAUGCCCGAGAGAAACCUUGCGACGUGGAAUGCGUACAUGUCGAAUGCGGUGCUUGACGGGCGGCCGCUAAAUGCGGUUUACAAGUUUAUUGAGUUUCUGCGGGCGGGUGGGGAGCCUAAUUCGAUUACGUUCUGUGCGUUUCUCAAUGCAUGUUCGGAUACAUCGAGUCUGGAGCUCGGGAAACAGUUACAUGGGUUUGUGAUGCGAUGUGGGUUUGGCAAAGAUGUGUCGGUUUUAAAUGGGCUUAUUGACUUUUAUGGGAAGUGCCGGGAGGUCGGGUGUUCAAUGACGGUUUUUGAUGGAAUUGGUCAGCGGAAUGAUGUUUCUUGGUGCUCUAUGGUGGCUGCGUGCGUGCAGAAUGAUGAGGAGGAGAAUGCAUGCGAGUUCUUUUUACGGGCGAUGAAAGAAGGGGUUAAGCCGACUGACUUCAUGGUUUCGAGUGUUCUAAGUGCUUGUGCUGGAGUUGCGUGGCUUGAACAGGGUAGGUCAGUUCACUCGGUUGCAGUGAAGGCGUGUGUGGACGGAAAUGUAUUUGUUGGGAGUGCACUUGUUGACAUGUAUGGAAAAUGUGGCUGCAUAGAAGAUGCCAAGCGUGCCUUUGAUGAGAUGCCUUCGAGGAACUUGAUCACUUGGAACGCAAUGGUAGGUGCGUACGCACAUCAAGGGCUUGCCGAUAUGGCUUUGGCAUUUUUCAAGGAAAUGUGCACCCGAAGUCACGAGUUUAAACCAAAUUAUGUUACAUUGGUGUGUGUAUUAUCGGCAUGUAGUAGGGCAGGGGCUGUGCAAAUGGGGAUGCAGAUCUUUGAGUCAAUGAAAGCAAAGUAUGCAAUUGAACCAGGGGCAGAGCAUUAUGCAUGUGUUGUGGACUUGCUAGGGCGAGCUGGGAUGAUAGAGCGAGCUUACGAGUUUAUUACAAAGAUGCCAAUUCGGCCAACGAUUUCCAUUUGGGGGGCACUUCUUGGGGCUUGUAAAAUGUAUAGGAGUACAGAAUUGGGGAAGAUUGCAGCUGACAAGUUAUUUGAACUCGAUCCUAAAGACUCUGGCAACCACGUGGUGCUUUCUAACAUGUUUGCAGCUGCUGGCAGGUGGGAAGAAGCAACGCUUGUGAGAAAGGGAAUGAAAGAUGUUGGGAUCAAAAAGGGUGCAGGCUACAGUUGGAUCGCAGUUAAGAAUGCAGUCCACAUCUUCCAAGCAAAGGACACCUCCCACGAAAGGAAUUCGGAGAUUCAGACAAUGCUAAGUGAGUUAAGGAGGAAAAUGGACGAGGCUGGCUAUAUUGCCGACACCAAUUUUGCGCUGUUUGAUAUAGAGGAAGAAGAGAAAGUGUCGGAAGUUUGGUACCACAGCGAGAAGAUUGCGCUGGCGUUUGGACUCAUAUCCCUCCCUCCCGGGGUGCCUAUAAGGAUAACAAAGAACCUUAGGAUCUGUGGGGAUUGCCAUGGUGCAAUCAAGUUCAUUUCUGGAAUUGUAGGUAGAGAAAUUAUUGUGAGAGAUAACAAUCGGUUUCAUCGCUUUAGAGAUGGUCAUUGCUCGUGUAGAGAUUAUUGGUGAUAAUUUAAAAUUGUUCUAAUCAUUUAAAAAAAAAAUUCUACC